Molecule: messenger RNA, 3726 nt
Organism: Branchiostoma belcheri (Belcher's lancelet)
Lineage: Eukaryota; Metazoa; Chordata; Leptocardii; Amphioxiformes; Branchiostomatidae
Product: cubilin-like
Exons: 10
Source: RefSeq, a predicted model, not a curated record
AUCACGUUCACAGAUUUUGCCAUGGAGAGUCAUCCAAACUGUGACUUUGACUACUUGACAAUCUACAACGGUGCCAGCGUAAGUUCACCACAGAUCGGUAGAUACUGCGGAAACAACGGCCCUCGACCUUUCACCUCCGGCAGCAGGUAUCUGUUGCUGUACUUCCAGACAGACGUCAGUCAAUCGGCUAUGGGCUUCAGGGCUACCUACACCACGGAUGGCUUGGGAUGUGGAGGAAUUCUCCAUGGUAACUCUGGUACCCUCAUGAGUCCCAACUACCCCCAGAACUAUCCUCACAAUCUGGAGUGUGAGUGGACCAUCAAUGUGGACCCUGGCUACCAUGUGUCCCUCAACUUUGACCCCAAUUUCUUCAUCGAAGCUCACAGCAACUGUAUCUACGACUAUGUUAUGAUAAGAGAUGGUCCGAGUGAGCAGGACCCUCUGAUCGGCACCUACUGUGGUAACACCAUCCCGCCUGCCUUCAACACGUCCACCAACUUCCUCUGGAUACGCUUCUACACCGACCAGAGUGUCACCAACACCGGCUUUGUGGCCAGAUGGCAGGCUGUGGACUCACAAUGUGGAGGGACAUUCAAUGCCACCAGUACCCCUCAAACUCUGACGUCGCCCAACUACCCCGGCAACUACCCCCACAACCUCAACUGUCGCUGGACCAUCCAAGCUCCGGAUCCUGCACAGAGGCUCCGGAUCAAGAUCACAGACAUGCAGAUCGAGGCUCAUCCCCAAUGUCAAUACGAUUACCUCCAGCUGAGGGACUACCCUAUGGACGACACUGGUCGUACGUUGACGUACUGUGGUAGACAGCUGAUAGAGUUUGACUCUCGCAAGCCCACGCUGCAACUUAACUUCCGAACUGACGUGAACUCAGCUGGCCGAGGAUUUUAUCUGACUUAUGAGAUAGCAUCUUGCAGUCGCAACAUCACUGCGGACAAUGGGCGAUUGGUCAGCCCCGGUUGGCCGGACAACUAUCCACACAACUCGGACUGUCGCACCAUCCUGAGAAACCCCGGCAGAUACAUCGCUGUGUACUUCAACGACUUCUAUAUCGAGCCGCAUCCCAACUGCGCUUAUGACUACCUAGCAUUCUACAAUGGCACGUCGACGUCAGACACCCAGCUGGCUAAGUACUGCGGACAGACCAUCCCUGACCCCAUCUUCCCUCAGAGUGAUGUCAUCCUGAUGCAGUUUGUCACUGAUGCCUCUGUGGCCCACGCCGGCUAUGACCUCACCUUCUCCACUUCUAGAGUAUCCAGUGGUUGUGGAGGAAACCUGAUGGCCACCCAGGGUAGUUUCACCAGCCCAGACUACCCCCAGCCGUACGCGCACCAGCAGACCUGUAACUGGCUGAUCAGAGUCGCCGCCGGCCGCGUCAUCACGCUGCACUGGGACGUGUUCGAUAUCGAGGCCGAAACCAACUGCAACUACGACUCCGUGGCAGUUUACAACGGAGCAAAUGCACAAGCACCUCUAGUGGGAAGAUACUGUGGCAAUACUAACCCAGCAGAUUACACGUCCACCUCGAAUAUGCUAUAUAUCCGCUUCACAGCUGACCAGUCUGUUACCGGAGCUGGCUUCAGAAUCGUCUACUCAUCAUAGUGCUGUGCAAUUUCAGAGGGGAAGUGAGGUUACUUCAGCCGUUGUUAGAAAUCACCCAACUUUGCCAUCAGCCACCAAGUUAUAGCAUACAGUACCUCACAAGAUACGAUGUUCAACAUAGACUGAUCUUUGUGGCACCUUCUAACCAAAUACAUUCCCUGUGACACCUUCAUCCAGAUGGGCAUUUUAUGACAUUAUGUUUGAUAUAAGACUAUGCACUAUAGGAAGACCACAUGUAUAUCAGCACAUUGUGAGCUGUUAGUUAGUUAGAUAGUUAGUAGCUAAAGUAGGCUAAAUGGUGAGUUACCUGCACUCGUGUGAUAUAACUGCUUUCAAAGAUUCUUAUUGUAAAUCAAAACGAGAAUAUCUGUAAUAAAUGUGAAGAUUAUGAGGAUGUGUACUACUUAAAUGCUUAAAAAUAGGAUCAUAUCAUAACAGCUUUGUGUGUAUUAACACCUUGAUGUAUUCAUAUAUUUCACAAAUGUCUAUCAGUACAUGUAUCAUUCACACUGCCGUCUGCAGUGCAAUGCAUUAACUGUAGCCCAUGCAUAUGCCACCAAUAGAUGCUGUAGGUAUAUAUUUCUUAAAAAUGAAAUUUUGCAGCCUAGUGGGUGCAUUCCUAUGACUUAUAACUUUCGUAUGUUUAAGACUUGAUUAAUCCAAAUUUCCCACCCCAAAAUUAAACUUCAUGCAAGUCUGUGAAAUUUGGUUGAAAAAUUCAAUUGCUAAUGCCAGCUGUAGGCACUAAGUUUUAACCAUCUAAGUUGUAUGCCCUAUUUGCCAACAGAUAAGACUGUACCUGGCCUGUCGUUGAGCUGUCACACUGUACACAAUGUUGUAUAUCUGCCUAACUCAGUGCUCUGCUUAUAGUAUCACUGUAUUAGUUGUCCUUGCUACAAGUUAAAGGCAUCCAAUGCAGUUUUAGGCUGGCAAAACAAAGAUAUUCUAAAUUAGGAUCAUUUACUGUCAUUUUUUGGCACAUUUCCGUCAUUAUUUCAUACUUGAAGUAUUUGAAAUAUCCCCAAAACAAGCUAUGAAAGGCGUUUAUUUUUUUGUACCAUUUAAAAAUAACUAGAACCAGCCUAUCAUCGAAAACAAGCAAUCGUUUCUGUCAGUGAAUCACAUUUUUAUCUCACAGAUAUCAGUAUGCAAUAAGAUAGAAUUGAUUCAACUAACUACAAUAAAAGAAUGACCAGAAAAUUGACUUUAAAACAUCUGUGUUGUUGUCCUGAAAUCGCAUUGGAUGCCUAUUUAACAUAAAAUUUAUGAGCACCAAGGAAUUAUAUUGGUGUGGCCUUAGUAUGACUGACUAUGAGUUCUAAACCACCUCCAUUCCUCCAAUAGAUACUAUCUCUGCAGGCGGGGGUACUGUAUAUGAAAAUGUACCGUACAAUAAAGGUCUUUACCAUCAAAGCUGUAUUCUUAGAUGACAUGUUAUAUACGUCCCUAUCCUAGUAUAAUUCUUUCGAUGUAGGUGUGAAUACAAAGCUUAGUGAUGCAUGGAUCACAAGUUAUGUAAAAGCCAUAUUAGAAUGUCUUGUCCAGUUAAACAUUUUAGAAGGUGGGGGUCAAACUCUAGAAGAGAAUAUUUUGCUGCCUUUAGCAUUCGUAACAUGUCAAAAGGGUACAAUAAGCGUUCAAGAAGUUCUGGAAAAAGAUUAAUUUUCUAUGAUAUCCUUUGACAUAAAGACUGUAAGAGGAAACUGGGCAAGACAUUGUUGAUGUGGCUUAAGUAGAAGUGGCAUCAAUGAAAUUUGUACAUUUGUUUGAAAAAAUAUUGCUUUUUAUUUCUUCCUCUCUUCUACUAUUGCUGCUGAAGGCAUCCGCAGACCAUUUUUCUGUGUAAUCACAUUAAAGAAAGAGAAUUUUCGUCUACAGAGCACACAUGUAAUUAUGUUGAUUCCUCAAACUGUGAUAACAAAUAUGAAAGUCCGUCUAGCUAAGUAGGAAUUUAUUUUUAUAAAUGGGGAUAAAUGAUGUGAUUUUAAACGAACAAUUGUGUCAGAUGUGUUAGUUUAGUUUUGAAGGUGUACAAAAAUUGGAGAAAGUUAUUCUAUUCUUCUGCAAUGUGCAAUUUUUUAUCAAUGAAUAAAGGAGCAGGUCAUAUCA